AUGAGCCUCUAUCGUGGCAUUAUCAGCCAACCGUACGUGGAAGCAAAAAGAAGCGUACUUGAACUCGAAUUCGAGUCCCCUUAUGGCUAUAACGCCCAGUAUGCCUCCUGGAGCAACGCACGUACUCUCAUUUGCAAUGCUCGUUUCUUUAAUCUGUGCUUUUCUGGCCUCCUAAUUGCAAUGAAGUUGGGUAAGCCGGAGUGUUAA
Protopolystoma xenopodis is the source of this 207-nucleotide messenger RNA. NCBI's taxonomy places the organism in Eukaryota, Metazoa, Platyhelminthes, Monogenea, Polystomatidea, Polystomatidae. The record is from the annotation of a GenBank genome assembly.